Canariomyces notabilis is the source of this 1831-nucleotide messenger RNA. RefSeq lists its product as uncharacterized. The transcript is spliced from 2 exons. The coding region runs from base 501 to 1625 and encodes 374 amino acids. The record is from RefSeq and is a predicted model, not a curated record. Lineage: Eukaryota; Fungi; Ascomycota; Sordariomycetes; Sordariales; Chaetomiaceae. Gene Ontology annotation, cellular component: Mis6-Sim4 complex; kinetochore.
CCUUACACAGACUCGACAGAACUUUAGAAGUGUCUUUUGAUGGAGAUAUAAUGCUCUACUGCCAAUGACUACAGUUUUACAAGAUACACUCAAUAAUGUUGGGAAUCAAUAGCGCUUGUAUUGGCCAAGCGCUGCUUCAUAUCCAAGGCAAUUACGAUAUAGUACACGUACCGUACAGCAACUUUCUGCCGAGCCGACGCUGUCACGCUGCUAGCCGCCCUGUCAACGCGCUACCUAAUUAAAUGAAUCUUGAGCGGCACGCGUUGACAGGAGUCGCCUCACUGUCGUGUAAUUCAACCGCAUAUUCAGAUGUUACUUACCUGACUUGAACCUGUUGAUACUGUUCGUCACGAGUAUUCAAUCGUUGCAGUCGACGCCUCAUACGCGAGAUUCCCUCUUUGUGGACGACCUCACAAAUUAUCUCAACAUAUUGUCGCCUGUACGAAGUAACGUCAGUUAAACGCGCUACACGCGCUACGCCAAUUCUUAAUUCACGAGCAAUGUCCUCGACUACUACGACUACAACAAACCAUCUCAAUAAGGAGAUCCGUGAUGCCGCAGUCAAGGCCCGCAACCUCAGAAACCGAGCAUUCAUCUUAGCAGCUGGUCUGGCAGCAAGCGCUUGGGUGCUAGGUUAUCUUGAGGAUAAAUCAUCAGACUCGGAAUCUGAAUCAGAAUCGUCCUCAUCUAAAUCGGAGGGGCAGGAGAUUCCCAGCCUAUUAAAGGCCAACCGUCUGGGCAAGGACCAAAAAACCCGCCUCGCCCGCGCCGCCGCCCAGCAGCAGGCCCACAACCAGCAGUGCCUGUACCGCGUGUGUGCCGGGGUCACGACCUUUCGCGCGCGCGACCCGGACCCGCACGCGGUUGACGGCGGGGCGAUCCUGGGAAUCCGCAUCGAGGUGCUCUCGCGCGGCAGAUUCCUUAGGCCGUAUUACGUCUUGCUGAACCGGCCUUAUUCGUCCGGUGCUGCUGCUGAUGGUAGUGGCAAUGGGGUUGGAGAAAAUGGGAAUGCGAGGCGGCAGGGGAAGGGGAAGACCUGGCUGCGUGUGCAUCGGCACACCCUCCCUGCGUGCAUCCCCGUCGCGGGGCUGGCGGCGCGGUACCUACCCGCGCCUCCGAAAACAGGAGAUGAUGUUGAUGGUGGCCGUGAUGAGGGGAGGGCGAAGAUCCAAGAGAAGCAGGAUUUAGCUCGCUUCGCGAGGGCGGUACGGAGGGAGGUCAUCAGAUAUCACAACCGGCUUGGGGUGGUGGGGGAUUUGAGACGGGCGGCUGGGCUGGACAAGAAGGCGGACGGGGAGACCGCUGCCCCAGAGGAGGAGGCUGCUGCCCCAGAGGAGGAAGGGCCGGGCCGGCUCCUCGAUAUCACGGCUUCCGAUGCCGAGGCCAAGCAUAUCACGAUCGAGUGGGCCGACGGACGCAUCGGCCGCCUGGUCAUGGGCGACGAUGGGGAGAUUGUCAAGCUGGUCGUGGUAGGCAGGAAUGGGCGGGAUCGCGAGGCCGAACGGGAGCUUCUGGGCGGCGCGGUGAGGGUCGACGAGCUGGCGAGGCGGCUGGCCGCAAGUGCCCGACGGGGUGGCGGAUUUGUGGUUAGUUCGGGUCGUGGGGGUUCUCUUACGGCUGGGUAGUACGGAGAUGAGUCUGCAUCGCGGGUAUACACAGCACAGGCUAGGAAUCCUGCUAUCUUGGUAUGUGUUUUGAUACUGUGCUUAGGGCCCUGUUUUCCUACAUCCCAGCCCGACAGCGUCACAUUCCAGACAGAUAACAUGUCAGUAGCCCGGGCUGAUACAAGUGGCGUCAGCCUUAGAUGAGUUGAUAAGUUACGCAAUUGCCG